Messenger RNA from Ziziphus jujuba (common jujube), 1528 nucleotides. Its product is annotated as two-component response regulator ARR17. Gene Ontology annotation, biological process: phosphorelay signal transduction system; cytokinin-activated signaling pathway. The record is from RefSeq and is a predicted model, not a curated record. Bases 645 to 1124 code for a protein of 159 amino acids. The transcript has 5 exons. NCBI's taxonomy places the organism in Eukaryota, Viridiplantae, Streptophyta, Magnoliopsida, Rosales, Rhamnaceae.
AUAUCGUUUAAAAUGUAUAUAGAGUUUAAAAAAAAAAAAAAAAAUUGUGACAAGGUAGUGAAAAUAGUAGAGGAUCUUACAGAAAGUGUGUGCAGCUGGAGUCAUGCAGAUAUGGACAGUGAUUACAGAGAGAGAGAGAGAGAUAUGAGAGAUAUGAGACAGAUAUGGUGGGGAAGAGGAAGAAGAAGAAGAAGACUGAAUCAAAUCAAAGGGAAACCCAAAAAGGAUCACGAAAUAUCUGUGACAUUGGAGGAUAUUACUAUCUCCCUCUCUUUCUCUCUCUCAAAUUCCAAAAUCCACCAACCACUUUCUUUUAGCAUUUAUUCUCUCUUUCUCUAUAAAAAACGACCACAUUAAACAUUACUAUACGUAUUCAUUCAUACGUCUCCUGUGAGUUCGUUUUGUUUUAUGUUAUAUAAUAUAUAUGCUUUUUGUCAGACAAAAAACGUUUCCUCUGUUUAGUUUUUGUUCUUUCUUUAUUUUACGCACUUACUUUCUCUACUGCCUUAUCUGCGUGCGUCUAUUGCUUCUGUUUCUCUCCUUGCUGUUACGUUGCUUUUAUGUUUUCUUGUUAUUAUCACUAUUAGGUCUUCUCUUUGAACUCUACUUUGUUGGUCAGCCUUUUUUUACCCUCUCAAAAUCAAAUGGAUGCUAGUUUUCCUUCUUCUUCUUCUUCUUCUUCUUCUUCUUCAAAAGGGUUCACGGAAACUGGUGAACAACCCCAUGUUUUAGCUGUAGAUGACAGUCUCAUCGACCGCAAACUCAUUGAGAAGCUUCUCAAGAAUUCCUCUUGCAAAGUGACUACUGCUGAAAAUGGGCCAAGAGCAUUGGAGGUUUUGGGCUUGGGAGAUCAUCAACACAAUAAGUUGGAAAGCAAUGCUUCAAAGGUGAAUAUGAUCAUUACAGAUUACUGUAUGCCAGGAAUGACAGGCUAUGAGCUGCUUAAGAAAAUCAAGGAAUCAUCAAACUUGAGGGAGGUUCCAGUGGUGAUUAUGUCAUCUGAGAAUGUUCCAACUCGUAUCAACAAGUGCUUGGAGGAAGGAGCUCAGAUGUUCAUUUUAAAGCCUCUGAACCAAUCGGACAUAAAGAGAUUGAGAUGUCAUUUGAUGAAUUGCAGGAGCUAAAAAUCAUUGUACAUCUUUCCCAUGAGGCAGCAAAAUCUGUCAUCAGCUGCUAGUUAAAUUUUGUUUUGGCUUAGAUAUAAUCUAAUUAGUCUCCACCUUCAUAUUUUUGUAUGAAGCAGAUUAGUUUUUGAAUUUAACAAUAUAUAUAUAUAUAUAUUUUUGUCUGGUGGCCUUCAGAAAUUUUGCAGCAUUUCUAUUUUGGUCUUAUUAGAGUAGCAAUUUCUUUCAAGUCAUUGAAUUUGCUGAUAUUAUAAUCGCAAACUCCCAUCGUGGACUUCUCAUUCCAUAUAUCCUUUCUGCUCUUGCAUCGAAACUUAAUGGAAACCAGUAAACCAUUUGAUUAUUCAAAGAUUACUCAUAAUCAUGAACCAAAUUCUCAUAAUCAAUCAGAUCAAAUCAAAUAU